AUAUUCAUAAUUAUAUUGUACUUUUUGAAAUAUUUGUCAAUAGGUUGUCGAAGAUGUCAAGCAGAAGGAGAUCGAGGGGUUCUUCCCAAUCGACGUCUAAGGCUACUAAGAAAAAUAAAGCAGAGUUAAGAUUGCCUUCAAAUAUCGGCGUAUUUCGUGACUUGGUGAACAAUCGGUUAAGGCCUUUGCUACAUAACAAUCAUUAUGAAGCCCUCCGUCAAACCCCUUUUUUCCACUUCAUUAAUCUACCGGCUAUUCCUAAUGAACAAGUUUCAGUUGAUUGCUUGCUUCAUGCAUUUAAUCCAGAGCAUAGCUCAUUCAGGAUUGGGGGAAAGGAUAUCGUGUUCAGUUUUGUACAUGUGCAUGAAAUAACCGGAUUGCCGAAGACUGGAAAUAAGGUUGUAAUGGAUGGUCGAGCGCCUAAUACUAUAUACACCGAGCAUGUGUAUGGUAAGAAGACCCAAACAGAGAAGGAGGAGGAGAAGAAGGCCGGUAAGAGGAAGAAGAGGAAAGUCGACAAGAAGGAUGAAAAUAAAGAUAAAAAGAAAGUGUGGGCCACACGCAAGAGGAUGGCCGAUUUGAUCGUGGAGUUGGCAGUCUCCAACCACAUAGCUUGUGUGAAAUUGCUUGUUGCCUUUAUUAUUGGAUUUGUAUUAUGCCCGCAGCCCUCUAACUCAUGUCCAUUGAGAUGA
This is a messenger RNA of Asparagus officinalis (garden asparagus), 692 nucleotides long. RefSeq lists its product as uncharacterized. Lineage: Eukaryota; Viridiplantae; Streptophyta; Magnoliopsida; Asparagales; Asparagaceae. The record is from RefSeq and is a predicted model, not a curated record. The coding region runs from base 54 to 692 and encodes 212 amino acids. The transcript has 3 exons.